GGUCGCGUCCUCGCCCUGGGCCUGGCUUCGCAUCUGGUUCGGCCCCUCCGGUUUUCACAGUGGAUUCAGUUCUGAAAAGCCCCCGUAGGCGCAGCCAGUCCCUGGCGAAGGCCCCCGGCAGCCUCAGGCUUUGGGCCAAGGCCGUACCCGGAGGGAGGGAGGGGAGCGUUGGAGUCCGGAGGGACGGAUGGGCCGACCCCUCCUGCGGCGAGGCGGGGCAGGGUUGUGCGGCCUAAGGGGCAGUGCGGCCGGGCAGGGGCUGGACUGGGAGCCGGUCUGGACUUAGACUGCACAUGAGUUGCCGCGGUCGGGCAGCGGCCCCACUUUUGAGCGGAACACUCAGCUGAGGCCCUGGGCUCAUGCCAGCCUUGCGGAAAGCGUGGACAUAGGUAGGUGCCCUUUGAGCGGAGGGCAGGCAGCCUCGGCUGUGGAACUCCGGGAGAGGAUGGUGACCCCCUGGCGCUUCUCUGUCAGGGUCUGCUUGUCCUGCCUAAGGGGUUUUGAGCUCAGAAAGGAACUCAGUCUUUUAAGACCCUCUGGAUGCCCUCGGAAUUCCAGACUCUGUUGGCUUCUGCUUGGCACUUUGCCCAAACUCGUCUCAGUCCAUGGGGACAUUGGUGAGGGGCCCCCUGAGAACUUGCGUCCACAAAGAGCCAGCUGGAGUGACCUGGCGGGAAAUGGGCCCCUCGAGAAAGCCUCUCCAGACGGGUGGCUGGGCUGCGUCCUCCUGCACCUCCGGCUCGGACUCCGCGCUGGGGUUCUCUUGGUGAAGUUCUUCCCCCUCCUUCUACUCUACCCUCUCACCUACCUGGCUCCCAGCAUCUCCAGCCUCUGGCUGCACCUGCUUCUGAAAGCCACCGAGACCUCAGGCCCAACAUACAUCAAACUGGGCCAGUGGGCCAGCACCCGGCGAGAUCUCUUCUCAGAGGCCUUCUGUGCCCAGUUCUCCAAGCUGCACGUCCGGGUGACCCCGCACGCUUGGGCUCACACUGAGCACAUCCUGCAGCAGGCAUUUGGGGAGGACUGGGGGAGGGUCCUCUGCUUUGAGAAGCAGGAACCUGUGGGUUCGGGCUGUGUGGCCCAAGUGUACAAAGCGCGUGCCAACCCUGUCUUCCUGGAGAACGGCAGCACCCGGAGACCGGCCACGGCCUCCAGGCUGCAGCCUUCCGCAGAAACUGGGGCAGCUGCGGGGCUGAGAGAGCUCUUUGGACACCGGGAGAAGGGGUGGUGGCCUCAAGGAAGUCUCGCUGACCAGUCAUUUCUAGAAAGGCUGCUUCUCCCUAAAGCUGAGCUGGGUGGAUCAGACGCAGUCAUGUCUCAGGCGUUGGCACCUGCCCACCCACCUGAACCACAUCACCUCAUCCCUGUGGCAGUGAAAGUGUUGCACCCUGGCCUUCUCUCUCAGGUGCGGAUGGACCUGCUGCUGAUGAAGAUGGGCAGCCGAGUCCUUACACUUUUGCCAGGAAUCAAGUGGCUUAGCUUGCCUGAGAUAGUGGAGGAAUUUGAGAAGCUCAUGGUUCAACAGAUCGACCUGCGCUAUGAAGCUCGGAACCUGGAGCACUUCCAGUGCAACUUCCUGAACGUGAAGUCUGUCAGAUUCCCCACCCCUCUGCAUCCCUUUGUCACCAGGGAGGUUUUGGUGGAAACGUAUGAAGAGAGCGUGCCAGUGUCCAGCUACCAGCAGGCAGGGAUUCCCGUCGACUUGAAGAGGAAGAUUGCUCGGCUGGGGAUCAACAUGCUUCUGAAGAUGAUAUUCGUGGACAACUUCGUCCAUGCAGACCUUCACCCUGGGAACAUCCUGGUCCAGGGUGCUGACGGUCUUUCCCAGAGCCCAGAGGCACAGCUGCAGCAGAUGGAUGUCUGCGACACGCUGGUGGUGUCCGUGAUGCCUGCACGGUGCCCGCUACGCCUGGUGCUCCUGGACGCUGGCAUCGUGGCCGAGCUGCAGGCUGCGGAUCUCAGGAACUUCCGGGCAGUUUUCAUGGCUGUGGUGAUGGGGCAGGGUCAAAGAGUGGCUGAGCUCAUCCUGCACCACGCUCGGGCCAAUGAGUGCAGGGAUGUGGAGCGAUUCAAGGCUGAGAUGGCCACACUGGUGACCCAGGCCAGGAAGGACUCUAUCACCCUGGAAAGGCUUCAAGUCUCCAGCCUUCUCUCCAGUGUCUUUAAGUUGCUGAUGACUCACAAGGUAAAGCUUGAGAGCAACUUCGCCUCCAUUGUGUUUGCCAUCAUGGUGCUAGAGGGGCUUGGCCGCUCGCUGGACCCCAAACUGGACAUCCUGGAGGCAGCAAAGCCCUUCCUGCUGAAAGGACGAGCGUCUUCCCCCUGACUGGCGGGCACCAGGCCUCCGCCGCAGAGUGGAAGGCCGCUCCCAACAGCCUCUCCUGGGGCAGCUUGAACGCUUACGAAGUGUGGGACGUGUGGAGGGCAGACUGGCUUUUCACUCUGAUUUGGCUUCAGCAGCUCUGGGUUAUGUGGGGAAGUAAAGGGAGGGAAGGGUCCUAUCCAUUCAGCUGCAGGAGCUGGGCCUGGUGGAAGACCCUGUUUCAGGGAGAAGGUUCUGUUCAGG
Molecule: messenger RNA, 2566 nt
Organism: Pteronotus mesoamericanus
Lineage: Eukaryota; Metazoa; Chordata; Mammalia; Chiroptera; Mormoopidae
Gene: ADCK2
Product: aarF domain containing kinase 2
Exons: 8
Coding region: 446-2326 (626 amino acids)
Cellular component (GO): mitochondrion
Source: RefSeq, a predicted model, not a curated record